Macrosteles quadrilineatus (aster leafhopper) is the source of this 3796-nucleotide messenger RNA. RefSeq names its product malectin. Lineage: Eukaryota; Metazoa; Arthropoda; Insecta; Hemiptera; Cicadellidae. Gene Ontology annotation, molecular function: carbohydrate binding. The transcript has 4 exons. The coding region runs from base 321 to 1124 and encodes 267 amino acids. The record is from RefSeq and is a predicted model, not a curated record. Gene Ontology annotation, cellular component: membrane.
GUGUGCUGUAGUAGAUGCAAUGACGUGAUUGUUAUGUUUAAUUUGUGUUAUGCCGGUUUGUGUACUGUAGAUAAAGGAAAAUCUGCAUUAUCAUAAGCCAUCUAGCAUUAAUUUGCUUGUAAAACUGAUUUUGCUCAACAUUUUAAUUUAAACCAUACAGUUUUGCUAACAUUGUGAUGGUUAGGCCUAAGCAUUGUUUGUCAAAAAUGCUUGGAAUAAUGUCCUGGUCAAAUUUAUUUGGGUGCUUCUCCGUUACCGAAUAAAUUAAGCAACCAGUUAAGUAGCUGCAAAGAAAAAUUCCACCCAUUAAAAUUAUCAAUAUGCUUAAGUUUGUGCUUAAUUAUUUAGUAUUCUUCAUUACCAUAGUUUUAGCAACAGUGAGUGAUGUUGUUAGUUUUGGAGAGGUGAUCUAUGCAAUUAAUGCCGGUGGAGAGGCAUUUACAGACAGUUUAGGAAUAAAAUAUGAAAGAGACCCUCUUUUUGGUAAAGUAGGAACUGCUUCAGACUAUGGGAAACAGCUUCUAAUUGGAAGAGUACCAUCUCAAGACCAAAUUUUAUACCAGACUGAAAGGUACCAUCAUAGUACUUUUGGAUAUGACAUUCCAAUUCAUAAAGAUGGAGAUUAUGUCAUGGUUCUAAAAUUCUCUGAGGUUUAUUUCAAUUCACCUAAUAUGAAGGUUUUUGAUAUAGUUUUGAAUGGCGACCAUACAAUAGUGACUGAUUUGGACAUCUACGAUAGAGUAGGAAGAGGAGUGGCUCAUGAUGAAUACAUUACCUUCAGUGUCAAUCGAGAUAGGCUCUACUACAAUGAAGAGGAAUCAGACAUUAGAGGAGGAAAGAUAAGAGUUGAAUUUAUUAAAGGUUACCGGGACAAUCCUAAGAUAAAUGCAAUAUAUGUUGUGAAAGCAAAGCUUGAAGACGUGCCUAGACUGCCGCCGUUGCCAGAGGUGGAGGAGUGGAAGGGAGACGAAGUGGAGGAACGUCCGUCUACUGGUAAGAACCGUCGCGCCAGUGGCCCUCGCACACCUGACCCCUACAGUGUGGAGGACUCCUCUAUCAUGCUGCCAGUGUUUGUGGCCAUUGGGGCCUUCAUCCCUUUACUCUUCUGCCUCUGCAAGCUUUGAUUUUAGUAAUGCACAUUUCACUUUUUUCAGAAUUCUAUGUUUUUACCUGCUAAGAAACAACAGGUUUGCUAUUUCAAAUGUUUUUCUUUAGGAACGCAAUUUAAAAAUAAAUUUCAACAAUGGUGCUCGUAAACUGUAAUUUAAAAAAAAUAUUGUUUGUAUGAUAUUUUAAUUAGGUACUAUAACGGAAUAAGUUUAAAGAAACUAAAAUAAAUUAUGUGAUGGAAGCAAAAUUGAACAUAUAUGUCGGAAAAUUGAAUGUCAUUGAAUUUUAACUGCUCUAAAGUUAAUUAACAAUCAUUUAAAUGAAACUAAUUGACUAAUACAACUUGCUGCAGUACACCCUCUCUUAGUUGUUCUUCUCAAGACUGAAGUUGGUUUAAGCAAGCACUUUUAUAAAAUACUGCAAAAAUAAUUGUCAUUAAAACUAAUGGAUAAAGAUAUACAUUUUGAUGCACAACUAAGCAAUUCUUCCUUAUUUUGCAAUGUUAAAUAUUUACAUGUAAAUGUACAAAGUCAAAAUUACAAUAUUGCGUGUGGGUCAUAAAAAAAUUACAACCGCAUUUACAACGCCUAUUUAAACUGCAUUGUGGCUGGGAACAGAAGUCUCUUGAUUCCUAGAUAAUUUAUAAAUAGAAAUACUUUUUUUAAAUGCCACGUUUGAAACACACUAAAAAGUAGAAAAUAAUUUAUAAAUAUGUGGAAAGAAUAAAUACUUGUAAGAUUUAAAACGAAAUGCUAUUGCAUUGGGGUUAUGCAAUAGCUAAUUUACAAUUUAUUUUUUUUCAAUUGUGAAUUAUCUUCACCUAUUGAAGUAUUAUCUAUUGCAUGCACCCCACUUUUUUUUGUUUUAAAUCUUAAAAGUUUUUAUUCUGUUCACAUAUUUAUAAAUUAUUUUCUCAUUUUUAGCGUGGUUAAAAACGUGGUAUUUUUUAAAAAUAUUUUUAUUUAUAAAUUAUUUUCUAUACUUCUUAGUCUUGCGUAAACAUGUUAAAUCUAUUAUAUAUGGCCUGUACAUAACCAAAACCUUAUUAUCUGUAAUCCGAUGUUUUAUCUUUACUUUGAAAUGGUGUUUUAUAUUUUAAGAAUCUCUCGGGAGCAGAACCUGUACCUCUUAACCUCUGCUCUUUGAACUGUCAAAUUUAGGUAUUUACAUUUAGGUUAUUUGUUUUCAAAAUGUAAACAUUGAAACUUUGGAAGCCCGUGGGGCGUAUCCCAAGGGAAAUAUGAAAAUAAAAUGAUUUAAUGCAUUGUCAUCCAUUUGUGAGCUAUGUUUAAAGUUUCAAGUCUCUAGCUCAUCGGGAAGUUGGUUUAAUAUCAAUUACAAAAUUUGUACUGGACAAGAAAGCGAGCUAAUAAAAAAGUUUUAAAAAGGUUGGAAAGAAACUAACCGAUUUUAAAAUUAUGGUAGAUAAAGAUAAACCAACCCCUAUUUCCAACCAGGUAGGGGGGUUGGGAGUUAUCCCAGCAGAAGUUGAACCAGAGUUCAUUAUGACAGAGAGUACUGUGUUUAUAUAAAGAUACAAAUUCAUUUUGCUUUGUAUUGUUUAAACAGUUUUGUAGGCAAAGGUCAACUUAAUGCACUAAGCCAACAAAUCAUUCAUACCCCAGAGAGAAGAGCAUUGCUGUUUACAGUAAUUUUACACCUGUUUCAGCUUAUUCACCUGUUUACAAGUUUAGUGCAAUAAUAAAAUAAAUACAAGAACUGACUUAAGGUUCAUAACUUUAAGAUGACAUUAGUAUUAUUAAAGGAGUGUUGCUUUGUUUGUUGGUUGGUUAUGGGUUAUGUUAUUUUUUUUAAGAUGUUUAUAAGACAUUUUUGUUUGCCAAGCUUGUUUUAGUAAUUUUUCUGUACAUAUUAUUGACCUCGGUCUUAAUUAGCUAAGUGAAUGUAUGGAGUGUAUUUCAAGUGAUUAUACAUUUUAACUGUUAUCAGUGUGAUUUGUAUUCAAUCAAAGUGAUGCAUGCUGAGAAAUGGCAUGAGACAAGUUUUAAAACCAUUUUAUUUAUUGAUAAGACAGAUUUUGUCCUCGAAUCAUCUUUUACCUCAGGACUACAAGUAUUUAUAUGAUUUAGCUCAAAGCGUUGACAUUAUUUAAAAAAAUACCAUUACUUUAGCCAACAAGUUGUAUUUCUAACAUAUCUAUCAUCAAUCCACAUCUUAGGUUUGUAGUCCGUGUAGAUUUAAUCUUUCAAAUGUAUGUUAGUUCUUUUGCAAUUGUUGUUAUGAAACAUGUUACGUUCUGCUCCACUAAAAGCACAACAGUAAGUUUACAUAAGACUCUAGCUCUGUAUAAAUAUUUGCAUUGUUUAUUUAUCAGCUUACUUGAUGUAAGUUACAAUUAGGCUACUUACAGUUUUGCAUGAACUAUAUUUGUUGCAAAAUUAUAUUUAGUAAGAGUUCCUAAGACUGCAAGUUAAACACAAAAGUGCAAUUUGUUAUAAUUUGUGUUUGUGAUAUAUAUAAGAAAAGUGUAAUAUGUACUUAAUUUUAUUAGUACACAUUAUAUAAUAUAUGGAUAGAAAAAGUUUUAUUAUUUGUACCUUUGCGACGUACAUUUCCUUAACGGGAAAAUUAUAUAUGCAGUCGCAACCGUUGCCUAGAUAGCUCAGCCUGACAGUUGGGUGUAAUUCCAGUGUAGGGAAACCACUAGACUGAGAGCCGGGUCUAA